Schistocerca serialis cubense is the source of this 745-nucleotide messenger RNA. RefSeq lists its product as uncharacterized. NCBI's taxonomy places the organism in Eukaryota, Metazoa, Arthropoda, Insecta, Orthoptera, Acrididae. The transcript has 3 exons. The coding region runs from base 179 to 745 and encodes 188 amino acids. The record is from RefSeq and is a predicted model, not a curated record.
GUUAUUGUGUUCGUAUCGUCUGCUGCUGCGUUAUGUCUGGUGUCGAAGAAACAAUAAUGAUAUGUGGAGCUGCAUUAUUAACACUAGAAGGUUUACACAAACAAAAUGAAAGGCGUCCUCGUCGUUGGUGAGAAAAACAUUCUAUAGAAGAACUGGCGGAAAUAACCUGCCACGUGAGAUGAGUAUGGAAGACGGCUCUGGCUUCCGCAACUUCACUCGGAUCUCACCUACCGAUUUUGAAUAUCUGGCAAAUAUGAUAUCACCGUUUGUUUCAAAAAAAGACACGAAUUUCAGGAAAGCUAUUUCAGUCAACCAAAGGCUUGCAGUUACUCUUCGUUUCCUGGCAACAGGAGAUUCAUUUCAGAGCCUUGCGUAUUUAUUUCGCAUUUCGAAACAAGCAAUAUCUAAAAUAGUACCCGAAGUAUGUGGAGCUCUGGUGGAAGUACUGAAGGAUUAUGUAAAGAUACCUGCGACUGAAAACGACUGGAGUGAAACAGCAUGUUUAUUCUCACAGAUUCUUCAGUUCCCCCAUUGUGACGGAGCAAUUGACCGGAAACAUAUCGUGCUACAGUGCCCUGUUGGUAGUGGAAGUGAAUAUUAUAAUUAUAAAGGUUCAUUCAGCAUUGUGCUGCUUGCUGUUGUCGAUGCCAGCUACAACUUUUUGUACGCAGAUAUCGGCUGCCAAGGCAGAAUAUCAGAUGGUGGUUGUAUGCAGAUACUCCAGUGCUCGGACGCAGACGAGUAG